This is a messenger RNA of Anolis sagrei ordinatus, 4011 nucleotides long. The record is from RefSeq and is a predicted model, not a curated record. NCBI's taxonomy places the organism in Eukaryota, Metazoa, Chordata, Lepidosauria, Squamata, Anolidae.
CCAGGCCAAGCAUCAGUGCUGGCUUAAGUAAAUGCAGCUUCCAGGGACAUGUCAAGCAAGAUCUUCGAAUCUACCCAGAUUUCGACCGAAGGGGAGGAGAAGCAAGGCAGGGGGAGGAGGAAAGAAAGAAGGGAGGAUGAUAUAAAGGCAACAGAGGAGACACUCUUGUGUCCCAGUUGCUCUGAAAGCCCUGGGAGAGAAGGAGAGAGGUCCUUCGCCUCCCCUGGCUUCCCAGCUCUUGAAAUAGAAAGAAAGCAGGUCCUUCUCUUUGGUGCCAAAAGGACUCAGAGGAGCAAAGCAGAAGGAUCACCAUUGUUUGCAACCGUAACCAAAUCCAAAGAACUGCCAAGAAGAAGGCUUUUCGGAAGGAGUGUUGCCUGCUGUCUGGUUUCUCUGGAGCACACGAUGGCCAGAAAUCCCUCUCCAGGGUGGACAGUUAUGCUCUUCUUUGGGCUCCUGUUUGUUGCCCACGGGGCCCAAGCCUUCUUCUUGCCCAACGCCACUCACUUGGAAAGCCUCCUCAGCAAAUACCGGGAGGAGCAGCCCCACCUGAGGAGCAGGAGGGCCAUUUCCCCCUCGGACAAAGAUGAGAUCCUGGCCCUCCACAACAAGCUGCGAGGCCAGGCCUACCCAUCGGCAUCCAACAUGGAGUACAUGAUCUGGGAUGAUGAGCUUGCGAGGUCGGCUGAGUCCUGGGCGCAUCAAUGCAUUUGGGGUCACGGACCUGAAAGUCUCCUGCCAUCCAUCGGUCAAAAUCUGGGGGUUCACUGGGGCAGGUUCCGUCCUCCAUCUUUCCAUGUCCAAUCUUGGUAUGAUGAAGUGAAAGACUAUACAUAUCCAUACCCUCAUGAGUGCAACCCUUGGUGUCCAGAAAGGUGCACAGGAACCAUGUGCACACAUUAUACACAGAUAGUCUGGGCCACAACAAAUAAGGUGGGCUGUGCUGUUCAUGUCUGCCCAAGGAUGGAUGUUUGGGGCCAGCUUUGGGAAAAUGCUGUUUAUCUCGUCUGCAACUAUUCUCCCAAAGGAAAUUGGUUCGGAGAAGCCCCAUAUAAGAACGGCAGGCCUUGCUCCGAAUGCCCCCCAAGCUACGGAGGAGUUUGCCGGGAAAACCUCUGCUACAAAGAUGACGCUUUUGCACAGAAACCCGAGAGAGAGGAAACAAACGAAGUGGAAGUGCCACAAGUGACGGAAGACCAACAUGUGUGGGUCCCAGAGAGGGUGAAGCCCCAGCCCACAAAGCCCGCCAAGGAGAAGAAAAGGACAACGGUGGCUUACAUGACCCAAGUCAUCAAAUGUGACACCAAAAUGAGGGACAAAUGCAAAGGCUCGACAUGUAAUAGAUACCUCUGUCCUGCCGGCUGUUUGAACAGCAGGGCCAAAGUGUUUGGGACCUUCAGCUAUGAGAGCUCAUCCAGUAUAUGCCGGGCUGCCAUUCAUUCCGGUGUGUUGGACAACCGAGGAGGAUUAGUCGAUAUCACCAGGAAAGGAAGAUCAGACUUCUUUGUCAAGUCAACAAGAAAUGGAAUUGACUCGAUAAGUAAAUUCAAGCCUUCCAAUGCCUUUGUUGUUUCCAAAGUGACAGUGCAGACACUGGAUUGUUACACCACGGUAGAGGAGCUCUGUCCAUUCAAGAAGCCAGCCACUCAUUGCCCAAGGUCAUACUGUCCAGCGUAUUGCAAGGAUGAGCCAUCGUACUGGGCCCCGGUCUAUGGGACCAAUGUUUACGCAGAUAGCUCCAGUAUCUGCAAGACGGCUGUGCAUGCAGGGGUCCUGAAAGAGAAUGAAGGGGGUUACGUGGAUGUGAUGCCUGUGGACAAGAAGAAAUCCUACAGUGGUUCUUUGAAGAACGGGAUUCGGUCUGAAAGCUUAAAGACUUUGAGGGAAGGGAAAGCCUUCCGAAUCUUCGCUGUGAAGCAAUAAGCCUCCAAGAAAAACCUGCCCUUCAAGCCAAGGAGGAGCACAUUGCGCUGUACUUAAGCGACGGGACCAGGCCCAUUCAUCCCGGCAUGUAGUACGACAAAGCCCUAUUAGUUAAAACUCUUUGAAGCGAGUGAGAGAGAAAUAACAAGAUGGCUGCAGGAAUCACAUUGGGACUAUCUAUGUGUCAUUGGUGCCAUGCCUUAUUAGGUUUUCUUCUGCUAUCAAAAUGCUUAGGGUCAUUCCAUGAAGGUUGUAGGUCCACAUAACGAGGGGAGGGAAAGGCAUUUGACACCAUGGAGUUGCCCAUUCCUGGCUACAGUUUCCCAAAGACAGGUCUCUUAAACUCGUCCAAAUAUCGCAUGUUGUUUCUGGAGGUAGAUGUGUGGAUGAUUGAAGCAUCAAGUAGGCAUGGAGUCAGCCACAAGACAACUUCUUGGCCCAAGUCAACCAUCUCAGUGUUUCAGAAAUGUCUUUUUGCCUGUCUUUUUUGGGAAGUCCUAGCUGGAGUCAAUGGUUGAAUGAGAUAGGAACAUGAAGUUCAAGCAAUGUGGGCAUAUAUUUUGUGGACUUUGGAAAGGAACUAUGAAGUCAGUGGAAUGGAAAGAACUCAGUAAAAGAGUGCCAUCUCUGAAAAUGGGGAAUUUACCUUGAACCGAAAAUGUGGCCUAGUUUGUGUUUGCUGGUCAAACAACUGCGGAAGGUCUUGGGAUGACGUCAACACAACAACUAACAUUUUGCUCAGUGGCACACUAGACAGCCUUAUAUUACGUACUUAGAAUUUAAUACAAGUUAUUUUAUUCAGCAGAGCUGAUCGUAAUCUCGCUACGCAGUGGUCUCUAAAUGUGGAUCUUUAUUUUAUUGUUGCCUUUUUGGUUUGUACAGAAUCGGGGCUCAUCUCUCUGGCUGUGUCUGCUGGAAUCAACCGCAUUAUCUUACAGGGAGCUGUCAAUGCUGCUCGGUCUUCUUGAAUUCCAUAUAUCGGAAAUUUAGGUCCCAAGUGCCUCUGUAAUCCUCCCAAUUUUAAUUUUACCAUUUUGAUCAUUCCACUGUUUCUUUUAAAACUUCAAACCUUCCUGUGAACUAGAUCCAAAGAGCCUGUUUGUUCCUUUUUCCAUGGAAAUCUGGAUAUCUAUUUUUUGUUAGCUCACCAAACUCUGAUUUCAAGCCAUAUUACAACAUGACAAAUGCUACGAUUGGAACAUGAAAUAGCUGUUUAUUGAGAAGGGUGUUUUUUGGUUUCUGAUUGGUUCAACUUCUUAAAAUUAGCAUGUUUCCGAUAAACUUUGUGAGCACAUAGGACUCUGACUGUAAAGGGCAAGCUGCCGUCCGUGUUGCUCCAAUGGUGCUAGUUAGGGAUCGGGCGUCUUCUUCUCACCCCUUUUGCUCAAGUAAUAAUCCCCAAAAAUGGAUUCAUUUUGAAUUUUACUUUUGAAUUUCUACUAACUGAGUUUAGUGGAAGGCAGUUAAGUAUCAGAAAUGCUUACUAUGAGAAACUGCAAGUCGCUUCAGGUGUGAGAAAAUUGGCUGUCUGCAAGGACGUUGCCCAGGGGACACUCAGAUGUUUUGAUGUUUGACCAUCCUUAUGGGAGGCCUCUCUCAUGUCCCCACAUGGGAAGCUAGAGCUGACAGUGGGAGCUCACCCACACUCUCCCCAGAUUUGAACCUGUGGCCUGUCGGUCUUCAGUCCUGCCGGCACAAGGGUUUAACCCACUGCGCCACCGGGGGCUCCUCUGACUAUGAUUGAGAUCCCAGGACAGCAUAACUCCAAAUAGGUGCGGAGCUCUUCAGAAACUCUUGAUUCAAUUAGAAACAACUGGCUGCCUUUCUCUGCAUCAUACUUGGGUUCCUUUGCCUAGAGCAGUCAGCUCUAGUUGUCAAACCCUCCAAUAUUUCACAGUUAAAGAGGCUUGAUCUGGCAACAUCAGAGCAUGCUCAAGAAGGCAAAAUGUCUUAAUGAAGAACGGACAAGCUUGGAGAAGUGGCAGCACUUCGCUAUUGUGGGAUUUCACCCCUCCUUUCCUAUCCCCCCUGCUUUGACUUUUGCACUUUGAACUCAGUUUGUGGCCCAUGAAGUAAGCUGAGGACAAA